This is a messenger RNA of Nannospalax galili (Upper Galilee mountains blind mole rat), 2131 nucleotides long. RefSeq names its product TBC1 domain family member 20 (gene Tbc1d20). Gene Ontology annotation, biological process: endoplasmic reticulum to Golgi vesicle-mediated transport; positive regulation of GTPase activity. The transcript has 9 exons. Gene Ontology annotation, cellular component: endoplasmic reticulum membrane. The record is from RefSeq and is a predicted model, not a curated record. Lineage: Eukaryota; Metazoa; Chordata; Mammalia; Rodentia; Spalacidae. The coding region runs from base 356 to 1411 and encodes 351 amino acids. Gene Ontology annotation, molecular function: GTPase activator activity.
GGGGCCAAGGCGGCUCAGGGCUCCGACACUAGCCGGGGCUCGGGCUUUCCCGGGCCCCCGGGGAUGGCCCUCCAGCCUGCGCAGGGAGACUGUAUCGCCGCCCAGUGGGGCCGCGGCGCGGGGAACGCAGGUAACCAUGAGAUCUGACCACAAUAUCAUCCACUUAGCAAGCCAUCCUUCAAAGUAGGUGUCCUGCUUGAAGUCAGAGAGGCUGUGACAUUGACCAGAAGAAAAGGACAGACAGCUUCAGAUUCCAGCCUGCUUCCUAAACUUUAACGCCAAAAGGAAAAAGAAGGUGGAAGAGAUACACCAGGCACUGAACAGCAAUCCUGCUGAUGUGGCUGCCCUCCGACGCAUGGCUAUCAGCGAGGGAGGGCUCCUGACUGAUGAGAUCAGGUGCCAAGUAUGGCCUAAGCUCCUCAGUGUCAACACCAAUGAGCCGCCACCUGUAUCAAGGAAGGACCUGCGGCAGAUGAGCAAGGACUACCAGCAAGUGCUGCUGGACGUCAGACGGUCUCUCCGGCGCUUCCCUCCUGGCAUGCCAGAUGAGCAGCGAGAAGGACUCCAGGAAGAACUCAUCGACAUCAUCCUCCUCAUCUUAGAGCGCAACCCACAGCUCCACUACUACCAGGGCUACCAUGACAUCGUGGUCACCUUCCUGCUGGUGGUGGGAGAGAAGCUGGCAACAUCCCUGGUAGAAAAAUUAUCUACCCACCAUCUCAGGGAUUUCAUGGAUCCCACAAUGGACAACACCAAGCACAUCCUAAAUUACCUGAUGCCCAUUAUUGACCAAGUAAACCCAGACCUCCAUGAUUUCAUGCAGAGUGCUGAGGUGGGGACCAUCUUUGCCCUCAGCUGGCUCAUCACCUGGUUUGGGCAUGUUCUCUCAGACUUCAGGCAUGUUGUGCGGUUAUAUGACUUCUUCCUGGCCUGCCACCCACUCAUGCCCAUUUACUUUGCAGCUGUGAUCGUGCUAUACCGAGAGCAGGAAGUGCUCGAUUGUGACUGUGACAUGGCCUCGGUCCACCACCUACUGUCCCAGAUCCCUCAGGACCUGCCCUAUGAGAUGCUCAUCAGCAGAGCCGGAGACCUCUUCGUUCAGUUCCCCCCUUCCGAACUGGCCCGGGAAGCAGCCGCCCAGCAGCAGGCUGAGAGAACGGCAGCCUCUACCUUUAAAGACUUUGAGCUGGCAUCGGCCCAGCAGAGGCCGGAUAUGGUGUUGCGGCAGCGGUUUCGUGGACUCCUGCGGCCUGAGGCCAGAACAAAAGAUGUCCUGACCAAACCAAGGACCAACCGCUUUGUGAAACUGGCAGUCAUGGGGCUGACGGUGGCACUUGGAGCAGCGGCACUAGCGGUGGUGAAGAGUGCCCUGGAGUGGGCCCCUAAGUUCCAGCUGCAGCUAUUUCCCUAGUUCAGCCUGAGGAGCCACCUCCUCACCCAGUGCACCAAGCUCUCCCCUUUUCGAGGAAGGUGCAAGAGGGUGGAAUUGCUGUGAUUAAAGGGUUUCUGUCCAGGGUGUUCUGUCCCUGCCAACUUUGCCUGCCUGUCUCUUGGCCUUGAAGGCUAGUGGCAGAGCUGCCCGACACUGAGCCUAGUGGACCUGAGUGUGCUGUCACCUCCCUUCCUGUUGGAGGAAGUGGCUCUAGAGCUCCCAGCUACCCCGCUGCCCAGUUGAAAGCUGAGCCUGGGAUGCCCUCCUCACAGCAACAUGAUCUGUGUAUUUGACAAAGCCGGCAGGUGCUUGAAAGCCAGUGGAGCCAGAUGGGCCCUUCCUAAGAGCAGUUCUAUUAGCUGGUCAGGAUCAGCACAACAGACAGAAACUGGGUUCUAGUUAAAUCCUAUUUCCAGCCUAGAAAUCAUGUGGGUAUUCCCAUCUAGGUCAAAGGAAUAUUAAUCACUUGAGGUUUUGCCUUUUUUCCAUUCUUUGUCUUCUCCAACCCACAUUAUCCAUACAGACAUUUUAAUACUAUUUUUAUGGUUAUAUAAUCUAACAUGUAAGGCACUAUCACUUUAAAAAUUUAUUUUAUUGGCAGGCGUGGUGGCGCAUGCCUUUAAUCCCAGCACUUGGCAGGCAGAGGCAGGUGGUUCUCUGUGAGUUCGAGGCCAGCCUGGUCUACAUAGCGAGUUGCAG